Messenger RNA from Gossypium arboreum, 831 nucleotides. RefSeq names its product N-terminal acetyltransferase B complex catalytic subunit NAA20. Gene Ontology annotation, cellular component: NatB complex. The transcript is spliced from 6 exons. Gene Ontology annotation, molecular function: protein-N-terminal amino-acid acetyltransferase activity. Bases 63 to 587 code for a protein of 174 amino acids. Gene Ontology annotation, biological process: N-terminal peptidyl-methionine acetylation. The record is from RefSeq and is a predicted model, not a curated record. NCBI's taxonomy places the organism in Eukaryota, Viridiplantae, Streptophyta, Magnoliopsida, Malvales, Malvaceae.
CACCAUUCUGGUAGCCCUGCGUUUCAUUAAGCUUCCAUUACCGGCAGCCAAAGAAGAUUGAGAUGACGACUAUACGCCGAUUUUGCUGCAAUGAUCUUCUUCGUUUCGCAUCCGUCAAUCUCGACCACUUAACGGAAACCUUUAACAUGUCAUUUUACAUGACAUAUUUAGCUCGAUGGCCCGAUUACUUUCAUGUAGCUGAAGGCCCCGGCAAUCGAAUAAUGGGUUACAUUAUGGGGAAAGUUGAGGGGCAAGGUGAGUCUUGGCAUGGCCAUGUAACGGCAGUCACUGUAGCGCCAGAAUAUCGUAGGCAGCAGCUGGCUAAGAAACUGAUGAACCUUUUGGAAGAUAUCAGUGAUAAGAUAGACAAGGCAUAUUUUGUGGAUCUGUUUGUGAGAGCUUCUAAUACACCAGCUAUAAAGAUGUAUGAGAAGCUUGGAUAUGUAAUAUACAGAAGGGUGCUACGCUAUUAUUCCGGAGAGGAAGAUGGGCUAGAUAUGAGGAAAGCAUUAUCUAGAGAUGUUGAAAAGAAAUCAAUCAUACCCCUUAAACGGCCAGUGACACCUGACGAAUUGGAGUAUGAUUAGAUCCACUUCCUAUGGAACUUCUCCCUGCUAUUUUUUAUUGUGUUGCUUCAGAACAUUUUCAUGUUUUUGCAGAGAUGGGAUAUCAGAGAGCUUUAGGUAUGCCAAACAUGUGGACAAGAAAAUGUUCUUAGUAAUGAACACAUUUAAUGUUUUCAGUGUGGUUGUGACCUUUAUCUUUCAUUGUACCUUGUAUUUGUAUAACUCUUGGAUUAUGCUUUUAUACAAUGUUAUCCUUCUUUACAAA